CUUCUCUUGCUCUUCUUGCAUCCUCCUUUCCUUCUGCACAGCUUUGAAACAGCCGACGUCAUUUCUCUCGCACUGUUUGACUUGCUUCCUUUUGUUCUAGGCUUCUUAAGGCCUACGAACCACUGUGAAGCAGUUUGCAUUUGUGGGCGUGCUCGUUUUUUGUCAGUCCACUUUGCAGCUGUAGCGCGACACUCCCUCUCCAGCGCCCUUCAGCCUAUGCUGGCUUGUGCUUUGGAACUCGACACUGCUAUGGAAUAGGAUUCUGGCGGUUCAGGAGCGUCGCCGUGGAGUUGGCGACAUUUCGCUUGUCGGCAUUUUAACAUCUCGGCGAGCACCACACCUCACCAGCUUGGAGCAGGCGGCGUAUCAACCUUUGUGGUUGGUCAUUUGCAUCCGCGCGUGCAGCAGGGUGCUUUGGGUGUGGCGGUCGGGGGAGCCCUGCAGCACUUGGCUGUUCUUUUGGGGUGUGGCUCGUCUUUGUGCCCUUGUUGCCUGGCGCCUGGCUGCCCUGCGCCCGCCCUGCUGCGAUGCCCUACUUGGCAGCGGACCGCACCCCUGCAGGUGGGGGCAGCACUGCCAGCCCGUUCUUCAGCCCCGGGCUGCAGCUCCACCUUGCCCUGUCCACGCAUAGCCUGGCGCACGGCGUGCAGGACCUGACGACGCAGCCUCAGGGCCCCAGCCUGCCUACCUACCCAGUCCUUCUGGUGGGUGCCACCACGGGGCUCGCAGAGGGCGAGCAGCUGUCCUCAGCUGGCGUCCGGGAGGUGACCAGUGCUGCCCUGUCAGUGCUGGACACCAUGUGCAGGCAGGGCAACCAGCCGCAGCUCUUGCAGGGCCACUCUCUGCACAGCACAGGCCGCCCCUCCCGCACGUUUGCGGGGCUGGCCUUCAGCCGGCGCGCGACCAGCGCCAGCAAAGCAGCCUUCAUAGCGGAGCUCAUGCGCAAGUCGCCGCUGGCGGUACCGCUCCAGCGCGGUCAGGCUGUCCUCACGGUUCACGUGCCAGUGGACACCCGGCCCAUCAUUCCGGGCACCUACACCGUCACGGUCAAGAUGGUGGAGGUCCGUGGCGCCCCCCAGGCGGCUGGGAUAGCCACGACAGCUGCGGCAGGCAGCCCUGCUCCGGCUGCAGCCGGGGUCGCCGACCUGGGUGGCAACACCUUGGGUGGCGUGAGGCCCGCGGCUGCCAUGGCGCCCGCAGCGGACAUCGUUGACCACGUAGGGGACGUGCAGAUGCAGGAGGCGGCGGGUUUGGGUGACGCGGCGGCUGCAGCUGGUGGCGCCAGUGGGCCACUCAGCGGGGCCCCGCCCCUGCUGCCAGUUCUGGUGGCGGGGGGAAGCAACCGUGCUGCUGCGGCUGCCCUGCGGGCAGCGCUGCAGCAGCAGCCCUCUUCGCAGCAGCGGGUGGCAACGGGAGGGCUUAGCGGGGUCCAGCCGGCGGCAGGCGUGGGGGGGCCGCCGGCGGCCAGGCCUCGCCCUACCGGUGCUGGGCCAGCUGGCGUGCAGCAGCAGCACAGUGGCGCUCCCGCGCCACGGCCGCCCUUGGAUCAGCGGGCCGCCGCCGGGCAGGAUCAGGAGCAGACCGCUGUGAUGCGGCGGUACUUGGCCGGGCUGGCGGACCUCAAUCUCCAGCAGAAACGGCGGUUACAGCAACAGCAGCAGCAGGAGCUGCAGCGCCAGGGGAAGUCGCCCAGGCCCCGGACCGGCUCCCAGGUUGGGGUCCUGGCCACGCGGGGGGGGCAGGACGGGGCGGGCGGUGCCCCUGGCGCGGCGGCGUCACGGCGUGGGCAAUGUGUUGACGUAGUUGACCAUGUGGGGGACGUGCAGAUGCAGGAGGCGGCGGGUGUGGGUGACGCAGCGGCUGCCGCUGGUGGCGCCCGCGGACCACCCGCAGUGGCCUCGCCCUCGCUGCCAGCUCUGGUGGCGGGGGGAAGCACCCGUGCUGCUGCGGCUCCCCUGAGGGCCGAGCGGCAGCAGCAGCCCUCUUCACAGCAGCGGGUGGCAGUGGGAGGGAUUAGCGGGGGGCAGCCGUCGGCAGGCGUGGGGGGGCCGCCGGCGGCCAGGCGUCGCACUGCCGAUGCUGGGCCGGCUGGCGCGCAGCAGCCGCCCAGUGGGGCUCCCGCGCCACAGCCGCCCUUUGAUCAGCGGGCAGCUGCUAGGCAGGAGCAGAAGCUGCAAGUUGUGAUGCGGCGGUACUUGGCCGAUUUGGCGGAACUCACUCUCCAGCAGCAACGGCGGGUAGAGCAACAGCAGCAGCAGGAGCAGCAGCGCCAGGACGGUGCUAGCUCGCCGCCGCACGUGCCCACUGGGCGGCUGGCCGGGGGACAGCAGGCUGGUGGGGACAGCGGGUCGGGGCGCCAGGGUGGAGGAGCGGGGCGGGCAGUGCCCCAGGCGCCGCCCCAGGCGGGGCCGCCACUGCAGACGUCACAACCGGCGGGUGGUGGUAAGGGCAGGGGCAGGGGCCUGGGCGCGCCGGCUGGGGUUUCGGCCGACACGGCUGGGCGCACUGGUGGGGGUGCGGGCAGUGAGGCGGAGUACGGGGCCGAUUGCCUGACCCGGGACACGUGUGUUGCCAUCGGCUCUGACCUCGUGACGCACCAGAACCGCUGCGCAGAUGUGCAGGGGUAUGAGUGGGCGCAGCUUGGCCGCGACACGCUUGGUGGCCGCCUCCUCGCCUACCUCCAUGACCAGGGCGCCACCGUACCGAACUGGGCCGUGUGCCGUGUGCCGGCCGGCCGUACCGCCGUCCUGGCGCAGCUGCGCGACGAGUUCACUGGCUGGUGGCGCCUAUACUCAGCCCAGCCUGCCGACACGCCCCUGCCUUCCGACGUGACGGAGCAGCUGGAUAACGCCGCGCAGCAGGCGCAGACGGCCUACAUGGACUACGUGCUCCUAGACGCCCGCACCCUGCGGUCUGCUAAGCGUGGGCCGGCGGACCCCGGCGGGGCCGGGGGGCCCAGCCGCUGGCAACGCCAGCACCGCAGCCGCAGUACCUCCAGCCUCAUGAGCCUGGGCAGCGCUCCAUUGCGCCCCGGCGGCGCCAGCUCAGGCGCCGCUAGCAUGAGCACCAGCAGCGGCGGCGCGCCCCCCAGCCAGGGUGGCGCCCGCCGCGGCAAACGCCACAGCAGCAACAGCACCCGCAACCGCCACGGCGCUGCCGUGGCCGACAAGCCUGCGUUCUUUGCCGGGCUGCAUCCCCACCUGGCCACGGACAGAGUGCUUGUUGUGGGUGGGGACUGGAACUGUGUCACCGAUGCCAGCCAGGAGGUGGCCCCUAGCCCGUCACGUGCUGCAGGUGCCCCGCAACUUGCCAGCCUCCUCGCCCAGUUCAGUCUGGUGGACCCUUGGGCGAGCAAGCGUGGCGGCGCCAAGGGCUACACGCAUCCGGCCACACCCAAGCCGGCCACUCCCGCACGCCUGGAUCGGUGGUAUGUCAGUGCCACCGCGGCGCCGUGGGUGGUGGAUGUCGCACGCACGUAUGGGGCGCCUGGGGACCACAACGGUGUGCUGCUCACCCUGUCCUUGCCCGACCUGCCACAUGCGCACCGGGAGCAGUGGCGCUUUCCCACGUACCUGCUGUUUCACCCCUCGCUGCGUUUGGAGCUCGAGCAGCGCUUGGAGGCGCACGUUGCCGCAAAUCCCGUGGCCAGUACAGGUGACGGCGCUUGCACGCAAUGGGAGGCAGACAAGUUCUUCUUGCGGGAGGCCGCCACCAGCAUCCACCGUCGGCAUGCACGCCAGACCCGGGAUGGGCUGCAUGGCGUGGUGCUGGCCGCAGACGCGGCCGCUGCCCUGGCCGACCGGCCGGGUGCCAGCGCCGCGCAGCGUCAGGCUGCGGCCAUGGCCAACUUGGCGGUGCUGGAGGAGCGGGCAGCUGCCGCAGCGGCCAGCCACAAUGCCCGCGCUGCACUGAUGGAGGAGCAUGGGGAGCGGGGAACUCGCUGGUUCCAUCGGCAGGCUGACGAGCCAGCAGCCGGCGCGCAGGAGCCCAUCACGCACUUGAAGGUGCCGGGGCAACCGGCGCCUGUGGCGCUCACGGGGCCGGGCACGCGCAACACUGUCUCCGCAGCCGCCGCAGCCAUGUACAGCAGCACCAGCCCCACCGGCCUGUUCCGCGUGCAGCCAGUCUGUACGGCGUCGCAGCAACAGCUUCUGGCGGCCAUUGACCGCAAGGUUCCGGCGGAUCUGCACGCCGCCGCAGAGGGGUCCGGUGAUGGCGCCCUCAGUGAUGCCGAGCUGAUGGCAGUGCUGGCUGGCUCCGCCAAUGGUAAAGCGCCUGGGUCGGACGGGGUCCCGUACGAGGUGUACAAGGUUUUCUGGGCGCUGCUGGGUCCGCGCUUGUGUGCUGCUGCUGCCGCUGCCUUUGCUGCCGCUGCAGACGCCCACGAUGGCGGUGAAAUGGCGGCGGCGCUGCCCGCCUCCUGGCGGGAGGGCAUCAUUACGCUCAUCUACAAGGGCAAAAGCCUGGACCGCGCCGAGCUGGCGUCGUACCGGCCCAUCACGCUGCUCAACUGCGACUUCAAGAUGGUGUCCAAGGCCGUCAGUGCCCGCCUGCAGCCUGCCCUGGAUGCAGUUGUGGAUGAGCUGCAGACCGCGUUCAUCACCGGCCGCUGGAUUGGAGACAACGCGCUGUACCUCCAAGGCCUGAUCGAAUGGAUGCGCCUGGACGUGGGCGCGGACGGCACGCCACGGCAGGGUGGUGCGCUGUACUUCUUGGACAUUGAAAAGGCGUAUGACCGGGUGCACCGGCAGUGGCUGUAUGCGUCCGCGGAGGGUCUGGGGUUUGGGCCGCGCAUGCUGCGCUGGAUCCGCCUGAUCACUGCCAACGGCUCUGCCCGCGUGUGUGUGAACGGGAUGCUCUCUGACGCCUUCCCAGUGCUGAACGGCUUGCCGCAGGGCAGCACCGCCUCACCACCCCUGUGGGUCAUCCAGAUGCAGCCACUGACGUCCUUUCUGCGGCGGCAGGUGGAGCAAGGGGCACUGCGCACGCCCCUGUUACCCAGCGGCGAGCAGGCGCCGCCUGCUGCCCACCACGCUGACGACACGACCCUCACGGCGCGCGACCCGGCAGUGGACGGGCCGGUCCUGAUGGCGGCAGUACAGCUGUUCUGCCGCGCGUCCAACGCCCGUGUCCAUCCGGACAAGAGCAAGGCCAUGGGCCUUGGCAGGUUUGCGCACCUGACGGGCCCUUGCCCACACACGGGGGUGCCGUUUACCACUGGCGCCGUGACGCACCUGGGUGUGCCCCUGUCGUGGGACUCGGAUGCGGCUGCAGCUGACUUGCACACCCGGCGGGCUCGCGGCAUGGCGUUUGUGGCGCGUCUGUGGGCUGCCCUGUCUCUGACUCUCGUUGGCCGUGUGCACAUUGCGAAGCAGGUGCUGGCGGCGAAGCUGGCCUACCACUUCAGCUUCCUCAACCCGUCGCCUGCGCAGCUGAAGGAACUCACCGACCUGGUGGACCACUUUGCUGCGCGCUCCAUGCACGCUGAGGACGCCAGCCUGGUGUCGCAUGGGAACCCGCUCCUGCUGCCCAAGCGGGAAACGGCCUGUCUGCCGUACAAGGAUGGGGGUGUCAACCACGUCGACCUGCCUGCGUUCCUGUCUGCCCUGCAAGCUAAGACUUUCGCCCUCCUUGCCCAGCCAGGCCGGCAACCCUGGAAGAUGCUCACCUGGGCGCUGCUUACCCACCCGGGUCGGGGUGUGGAACAGCACCCACCGCAGCCAGCCACUCAGCCGCCAGCGGCGCCGCCGCAGUGGCGGGUUAGCCUGGACCAGCUGUGGGUGGCUAACACUGCGGGGGCUGUGUCCUACGUCCACUACACGGGGCGGCUCUUGGAGCCUGGGCCUGGCGUGCUGCCCCCGGCGGUGGAUGGGGCGUGGCAGCCUGCCUGUGUGCUGCAGCAUCGCAAGCCGCGGCACCUGUGGACCUUUGAAGAGCGGGCGGCGUACGAUGCAGCAUCACCAGGGGACCGGGCGGGGUCGUGGCCUCGGGCGCCGUAUUUCCUGGCGCCGGAGGCUGGGGUGGUGGUGCACCCGGAGCACUGCCGGAUUGCGGGUGUCAGCUUGGCGGACUACACGGUGCGGGACGUGCGGCGGGCCAUCACCGCGGCCAACCCGGCCGCCCCUCUGGCUCCGGCCCGCCCCGCAGCCAUGCCGUGCCCGGCGCCAGCACAGCAGGCGGGGGGAAAAGGUGUGGAACAGCAUCCGCCGCAGCCAGCCACUCAGCCGCCAGCGGCGCCGCCGCAGUGGCGGGUUAGCCUGGACCAGCUGUGGGUGGCUAACGCUGCGGGGGCUGUGUCCUACGUCCACUACACGGGGCGGCUCUUGGAGCCUGGACCUGGCGUGCUGCCCCCGGCGGUGGAUGGGGCGUGGCAGCCUGCCUGUGUGCUGCAGCAUCGCAAGCCGCGGCACCUGUGGACCUUUGAAGAGCGGGCGGCGUACGAUGCAGCAUCACCAGGGGACCGGGCGGGGUCGUGGCCUCGGGCGCCGUACUUCCUGGCGCCGGAGGCUGGGGUGGUGGUGCACCCGGAGCACUGCCGGAUUGCGGGUGUCAGCUUGGCGGACUACACGGUGCGGGACGUGCGGUGGGCCAUCACCGCGGCUAACCCGGCCGCACCUCCGGCUCCGGCCCGCCCCGCAGCCAUGCCGUGCCCGGCGCCAGCACAGCAGGCGGGGGGGUCGGGGACCCAGCCGGCGGCACGGUCGCGGCUGGCGGAGCGGGAGGCGGAGUGGCAGCGUGCAGCGGCGCAGCUGGUACCUUUGUCUGAGGCUGUGUAAAGUUGACACGGUAAGAAGGGUGUUUACAGGUAUUGAUAGUUAUUGUGGAGCGGUAUGCAAGGGGUUUUAAUGGGGUACGUAGGUGUUGUGGAGGGGAUAAUCGGUUAGGUAGUGGGUGAGCUGCAUUUGGUCAGGCCUCAGGAGUUGUUUUUGCAAUUCUCGCGCGGCCGGCCCGGUCGCGAGCCGCAAGGGGUGAGUCUAUCUAAAAGUCGCC
Messenger RNA from Chlamydomonas reinhardtii, 6990 nucleotides. RefSeq lists its product as uncharacterized. The transcript is spliced from 6 exons. NCBI's taxonomy places the organism in Eukaryota, Viridiplantae, Chlorophyta, Chlorophyceae, Chlamydomonadales, Chlamydomonadaceae. Bases 528 to 6776 code for a protein of 2082 amino acids. The record is from RefSeq and is a predicted model, not a curated record.